AGCGUGGGCGUACGGGCGUGGAUGAGUGGUGGCGUGGCGGUGGCGGCGGGCGUGGCGGUAAGAGUGGCGGCUGCACCAGCUGGGGGCGCGACUACCUCCCGCGCGAGGACGUGAAAGUAGCGGGUCCACCCCACCACCUGCCUCAGUCCCUCCCCGCGCCGCCACUGUGCUUCUCCUCGCCUUUCCCUAAAUUACCCCGCCCUUCAGCCUUACUACCCGCCACCCACCGGUCACGCCCCACGAGCCCUGACCAAAGGGAAGCGAACGGGCGUGUCUCCACGAAGGGACACCGCCUCACACGCCGCCCACGUGCAAAGAUAAGGACACCCAGGCAACAAUUUUGGCCCUUCUUUGGUGUAUUUAGCUCAAUAUCUCGGGUGUCCUGCGUUUACCGUCUGCAGUAUUUCGUGAUGGCCUUCACACGCGCUUUUCCUAGAAGCAGUGCGAAGUAUCUGGGCCUCUGGAAGCCCCUAUGUCUCGCAAAUAAUGCAUAUGUCCACCCCCCGAAACACAAGAUUUUUCCCCCCUGUUUGGCCGUGAAGGAAACUCGCUUCCAUGGCCUUUGAUGACAGCCAAGGGUAUGCAGCUGUACCAGGCCCCUCCCCCACCCCUCCAGCUGCUGGGUGGAGGUACCAUGGCCUCCGCAGGACCGCGUGUGAAAGAGCUCAGUGCCGCCCACCCAGUGCCAGUGUCAUGGGUGCCAGCAGCCUGGGCACCCAAUUCAAGUGUUCCCUGUGGCGCCAUUACCUAGGACACCUCAGACAAUGGGCGUGGGUGGUGGGCGCCCUGGUGGUGGCCCUCACGCCCUUCGCUCUCCUCGCUGGCCUCAAGUCUACGGCCUCCAGAAAAUGUAGAAGCUUCUUAAGUCAUUUCGAAGCCCGGGGCCUGACGACGGAGUGGCCGCUGGGUCUGCUGCAGUCUUUCGUGUGUGGCAUGUCCAAUGAGUGCCAGGAGGAGGGCCAAGACGACCUGGUGGACCACUACCCGGGAGCUGCGUCCCAUUGUGCAGCUUCCAGGGUGAAUGAGCUGAUCAACGCCACGUACCUCAUUGACGACAGCAGCAGGGACAGCCUCAUGGACCGCCUGUUUGCCCUACCACGGAGCCUCAACCUCCUCAAGGGACUGACAGACCUCAUCACCACCCCAGCCCUCUCUGCUCUUAUGGUGAAGUCUCCGUCAGAGCUGGCCGCAGCAUUGACCUCGGAGCACAACCUUGACCCGGCAGUGGUGGAGGCCUUCCUGGAGUCCCGCAUCAAUGUGUCCAGGGUGUUCUCCCUUGCUGGUGUGCGGGGUCCCAAGGAGGUGGUGUGCUCGCCGCAGUACCUAGCAGAGUUCCUGGUCACCAAUAGCAGCCACCUGGUCACUGAGUUGUCCUGGUCCCUCUGCCACCUCCCCCUCUCCAAGGCUGCUAAUGUCACUGCUGUCUUCCUAGCCUCUCUUGAUCCGGGGAAGCUGAUUACUAUGGUUGGGGAGGUGAUAGAGACAGCUGGGGGAUACAAUGCACAAAUCCUGAUGGAGCAGAUAGGGAGCCUUGUGGGUGCUGUGGGUCGUCUGGAAGGGCUGGCAUCCCUGGCCUCUUCCCUGUCCCCUGUCCUGAGUGCCUUGCAGCCCCUCAGGAAAGCUAUGGAGGUCCUGUCUUUGAGUAUGUGGGAUGAAGUUAGCCUGGGUGACUUCCUGGAGUUUGUGGGGGAUGUAGUGCAUUCCCUCAGCACCAACAGCUCUAGGGUGCUCACUGAGGCACUAGAGGAGGCCACAGAUGCUACACUUCACCUCCUUGCCCUUGCCAAGAACCCAUCCAACUUCACAAGCCAGCUGGAGGGGCUUGGCGAUCCAUGGGAGGCUGUUCUGACGGACAUAGGGGUCACCACAGAGGCCAUCGUGGGGGAGGUAGAAGCUGCAUCGGAGUAUUUGAGGCAGCACCCUGUCCAGCGCUCUCUCCUCUCCCUUACUGCUACUGGCCUGUCCACCUUGCUGCACAAUGACCCCUAUAAUGAUACCAGGUUGGAGUGGGAGCUGGAUGAGGUACUGAACACCUUACUGGAGGAGUCUCAGAUCCCUUUAAACACCACCUUCGCCCGCACCUUGCUGCCCACGCUCCACUCGGCUAAAGUCUUCACACGGGCUGUUGACGGUAUGGCAGCGCUGGUGGUAAAGGACCCCCCACUGCCUCUCACCCCCUCCCUCAGCCUCCUCACACUCCUCUCCAACUGUUCCCAGCUCAAGAAUGCAGUGGAUGGGGAGGGGCUGGCGGCCUGGCUGUGUAGUGAAGAGUCCGUGGAACAGUGGGGUGUGGAGGAGCACCACUCGUAUGCACUGUCUGGGAGGCUCUGCAGUGCUGCCGGAAGACUCAGCUUGCAAAUAUCACACAGCUGCUUCAGAACGCUCUCAAUUACUCCCAGCUCCCAGGGUGUAGUGUGGGGGUCUGAGGAGCCACAGGACACCAUAACACCCUCAGAGGUGAUAGAUGCUGUCAUGGAUCUGCUCAAGACCCUGAACUCGUCAACACACCUCCAGCAGGCUCUUAAUUUGACUGAGAGCGUCCUCACACCCUCGCUGGACCUGGAGUGUGGCGGGUUCCAGGAUCUUACAGAAGGAGUGAAAGACUCGAAGUACAUCAUACAAAGACUGGUGAGCAUCUACCUAAACCUGGUGGGCGGUGGGUGUGGGGGUGCCUCAGGGUCCCUCGCCACUGUCCUGCCCAGUGGAAAGCUGGAGAAUGUGGCAGACAUCGUGACCUCAGUCUUGGACACAUUGGUGCACCUGGCGGCCGUGACCCAGGACCCGUGGCUGCCUGGUGACCUGUUGCGCCAUCCCAACAUGACCUCCUUCCUCACUAGAAUUCUGCCGCCCAAUGUGAUGAUGGUGGUGACUCGAGGUCUGGAGGUGGCUCAGUCCCCUUGGGUGGAGGUACCAGCACCCUUACCACAGCUGCUCACCCUCCUCAAUGCAACACGCUCCGCACUUGUCUCUGUGCUGGUACUAGUGCGUUUCGAAGGAGGGAGACGUGUGGGCGUGGUGUGGGAAGGAGGCUGCCCACACCUGGCUAGCCUAAUGAACUAUACCCACCUGCUGCCUCAUCUGCUGGCCUUACCUUACUUCUCCAGCAUUGUCAAGCCAGGAGAGGAGGAGAUGCAGAUCCUUGCUAGCAACUCAUCCUGGAGGUAUUACCCUUGCCAGCUCCCUGUCAACGCCACCUCUGCCUCCCUUGCACUGUUCUUCCCUCCAACCUCCUCCUUCACCGCCACCUCACAGCCAACCAUCGAGAAAGUCAAGGAGGACGUAAAGGAGCUCGAGGAUUACUUGUGUGAGAAUUUUGAUGUGGUUCUUGAUGAGCUGACGUCAAAUGAGGAGCUAACGUCUGCUGUCAAGGCCUUUAUGGAUGACCUGACACCCGACCAAAUCAACCUGGGUUCUGCCGUGGGUCUUCUGAGAUCACUGUGGCAUACUGUGACCCUGCUGGACAUCCCUGAGCUGGCCAACAACCUGACGGGGGGCUCACUGACUCUUACAGACUGGGAGAAACCUUUUAACUCCCUUGCUGUGAACAAUAGUGAUCCCAAAAGAUUCCUGAUGGAGGAGUUGGGGCGGAUGCUGGAAAGACUCCUGGAUGAAGAAAUGUGGAAUGGGACUCGUGUUCUGUACUCUUCCAUCAACUUGGGUCUCCACGCUGCCCAGAACAUCUCCACAGCCCUCACACACAUCCUGCUUGAGGGAGAUGUGAGUUUGAGUGAGCUGUUUGGUGUGUCUCCGGAUGACCCACUGUUCUCCCGCCUGCUGCAGGGUCCUCAAGGCCUGGCUGACAUCCUACUCACUGAGAUAAACACAACCGUCAUCGCUGCUAUGUUGGAGAGCGAUAUACAUGGGUGGCUGAGUGGGGCCUAUAACCACAGCAGCAGCAACAACGCCUGGGUAGACAUACAUGGCUGGCUGAGUGGGGCAUGUAACCGCAGCAGCGACAAGAACGCCUGGGUAGAACUGCUGUGUAACUUUACCCUUGGAGAACCAGUGCCCAAAUUUGUGAGGUCCAACUUGACGGAGACUGUUUCAGAGGCUGUGGUACAGUUCUCUCAGCCCUUAUCAUCACCACCACCACCACCAGUGUCCCCCUCACAGUUCCUCACCAGCCUGGAGAACCUUGGUGAAGCUCUCCGCCAAUUUGACUUCACCAAGCCUCCAGACAUGCCUGAUUUUGAACUGCUGGUGAACACAUCUCAGUGGGAGGCUAACAGACUGCUUGCUGGUCUGAGGGUGAUUGAGCAAGAAUGGCCGUUCCUCCUGCUGGAUGCCCUGGUGCAGAGAGGGCCAGUGGAGGUGCAGGCAGUGGUGCGGGAGACUGACUUUGCCCUCUCCUUACUUCUGCAGGGGCUUCCUCCUUCAGAUGCCAACACCACCAUUACUGAACUCUACCAGCUUCUUAAUACCUCCUGGGUGGACCUCCUGGCUGGUAUCCACCAUAACAUCCACCGUGAGCUGGCCCUGGAGACCCUGACAGUUGAAAAUGUGUGUGGGGGCAAUUCUACCUUGGAGGAGCCUGAGGGAGGUGACGGGAGGUUCCUGGAGGCCGUUGAGAAGUUGUGUCUCUUUGUCUCCUCCAACCCAGACAUUUUUGAGGAGGUUAAAUAUUUACAGAACACCUCGGCCCCACUACCCUCCACCAAGACACUGUACAGCAAGAGUCAUGACCUGGCAAGCAGUGUGCAGCAGGUGGUGGUGGCGGCGAGGGACCAGGGGGUGCGGGAUGUCCUUGGCUGGCCCUCCUUCUUUGUCACAGAGAAUUGGAAACGCCUCUUGGACAGGAUUUACCCCGAUGCUACUGAUGGCAUCACCACUGAGGGUCUGGAGGAGCUGGUGCCCUCCCUGGUGUUGGCUCUAGGCUGGCUCGGUGUCCCACAAAACUCCACCUUCCCUAAGAACAUUGUGCUGCAAAUCAAGUGGAUGAACCUCUUGUUGGCCCAGGAUUUGGAUGAGGUACUGAACGGAACGGUGGUGCUGAGUGGGCUGGCCGACACCCUCACAGACAUCUAUCCUGGUGUUCUGAGGGACAUUGUGCACACCCUCGCUCAACGCCCUGACAAGGUUGGAGAAGCUCUGAUGGCAUUGCAGGGGGUGGAAAGCUGGGCAGAAGUGUGCCAGCUUAAUGCGAGUGCCAUGGGAAGUGAUAUCGCUGCCCUGCAGAAGGACGUGUGCCAGGUGGAGGGGGAGGCUCUGGUGCAGGAGCUAAGGGGCCUCUUGGGGCUUGAUCUGCUGCUGCAACCAGACCCUAUUAUGACCCUGGAGGAUGCCCUGAAACUCCUCAUGGUUUACAUCUCCACCCUGAAUGAGAUGGACAGGAUUGGGACGCCCCUUACUGCUCCGGGUGGCCUGGUGGAGUACCUGGGGCUGCAGCAGUGGAUGAAUGUGUCCUCUGAUGUCUUCAAUGUCACGCUGGAGGAGAUGGAAGCAAACAGCACCGUGAUUUUGGCUGGUGUGCUGGGUCCCCUGGUGGAGCGGGUGGCGAGGACUCCCAGGAGGGUCGUGUCAUUAGAAACGUCCUGCUGUCCCUCAGUAGUAACCUCCGACAGGCACGUUGGCUCCUGCUGGCAUCUGCUGGGAAUCUUCCUGGAUCUGCUGGACCACUUGCCGGAGAUCACUGAGGAGUACAUCAGUCUUCUCAGCCGCUUCUCCUUACUGUCCGAGGUGGUGAAGAUGCCCGGAGAACCACCUUGUGCCUUCCAGAUGUCCCUUUUGGAGAGGCUGGCAGAGGUGGAAGGGGUGGAGGUGGAGCUUCUGAACCAAACCAUCCAGUUCUUUUGCAAUUACUCUACUCCAUCACUCUGGAUGCAGCUCAACCCUGGCUACCCACCUGUCAUCAUGGCCGCUGGGGAGGUGGUGCCGGAGAUGGCCUUCCUGGGGCUGUCGGCUGCACGCACUCACUCCCCGCCCUGGUGGGUAAACAACACCUUGCCUCAGGUCGCCUCUGCACUCUACCAGCUGUCCCUUCGCCUCGCUCAGAGCAUCAAUGAGACGACUGGCACUGUGGACCUGGAGGCAGCAGUGCAGGACCUUGGCAGUGUGAAGGAGGUGGUGGCGUUCAUGGCUCCAAGGCUGCCAACCCUCGUGUCCCUGGCUCUGUGGCUGCCUGAGUCCUAUGCAAGCUGGAGGUUUUUCCGAGGAGACCACUGGCUUGAGAUAGUGGAGGAGAUGUGUGAGAAGGGACCUGAGCACCUCCUCCUGUACCCCGGCCUCCCGCAGCAGGAGUGGGAUGCCUUAAGACACACAUUCUGCAACCUUUCACUUCCCCAGCUGGGUGAAGACCUGGAACCACUGUUCAAUGUGACAGAAGUUAUGGAGGGCGAGACGGUGAACCUGAGUAAAGUGAAGGAGGCAGUAGGCCAGCUGAUGAGGAGGCUGGCGUUCCUGGACCCCUUCAAGCUGGACGACCCAUUUUCUAACAAUGCCUACACACUCACUACAACUCGCUUCGGCCCGGUGCUAAAGAUCAUUCAGGGCACGCUGGGACAGUUGAUCUGGCUGUACCGAGGGACAAUGGAGAGGAUGAGCAAGUCGUCACAGUUCCUGACGGCACACAGCUUGGCAAUGGCCAUGGGAGCCGUGGAGCCAAUCACUUCAGACAGAGAUCACAGCCUGCUGGAGAGACUGGUGGACCCUGCCUUGUUCCUGCAGCUAGUCAAGGAUUACCAGAACGUACAGCAGCGCAUGCAUGACACAGCAGUGGCCCAAGUUGAAUCUCCUGACUAUGACUCUGUGGAAAGUUACCCCUUGUAUGGCCAGGUGUACUCAGACCUACACUCGACACUGCUCAACCUGACAGAGUCCCUGGCAGUGCCCCUUGUGCCGGGAGUGAGGGUGCCGCUUGGACAGUUGCUGGAGUCCAUCCUGUACAACACACUCUAUAAUGGAGGAGAGAUCCUGAAAAUUCAGAAAGAUGUGCAGUGCUACCGACCCUUCCAGGAGCUUAUCUUGAGGGAGGAACAUUGGGUGAUGAUGCAGCAGUGGGUGGAGGUGGUGGAGAGGCAGCUGCUGGGGAGGGUGGAGGACCAUGUGGAGCUUAUGUGUCGCGCUCCGUCCUCCAACCUGACACAGCUGUUGAGGGGUCUGUGGGAGGAGCUGGACUGGAAGGAGGAGGUGACUAAGACAAUAGACAGCGCAGUGGCCGGGAACACCACCACCACCUGUAACGCCUUGAUAGACCAGAUCAUCGCCACUUAUGAGAAGUUCCUGGAGGUGGUGCAGCAGUACGAGAGGGAUGAGGGGGCCAGGACACACCUCAGUGACUGCCUGAGUGAUGCCAUCCACUCUGAUGCAGGACAGCAGCUGAUAGGGCUCAUGGUGGCAGCAAGGGACCUCCUCAGAUCAGUAUCCAGCUCAGCAAACCUUACAAGGACAUUCUCUUCCUCUCUGAGAUCAAUUGGGGUGUCUCGGUCCCUGAGGAAGCUGGCAACCCGUGUGGCUGUCAUGGCACCGCUGCAGGAGGUGCUGGUCAGGGAUUACAAUGAGAAGCUAAAUAUGAGUGGCAGAGUGUUGGAAGCCACACGGCAUCUUAAGGUGGACGUCAACAGGAUAUACCCAGGUGAUGUGGAGGAGCUGGCGGUGCUUAGUGAGACGCUGGAGGACAUGCAGAAAUGGUGGAAGGUGAUGGAGAGUGAAGGGGCCAACCAUUCCUCAACAUGGGGCCCUGAGGAGGAGACACCUUUGGAAAUAUUGCACAAGUUUACCAUGAGCAGAGGGCCUGACGUGUUUGCUGCAGAUCUGCUGGAUGCUGUGAACUACACAUAUCUUCUCAGAGAGGUGGGUAAUAUGAGGACGAAGGCUGUUUUGUCCCUCACCUGGCUGGAUUCCCUCGUCUCUCAUCUCUCGGUGGCUGCGGAGAGUCUGACGGAGCUCACUCAGUCAGGAAGUGUCAUGGAUUUGGAUAAGAUGAUCAGCGGAGAGGACCCAGUGGCGUUCCUCUCGGAGUCUGUUGAGUUUAUCCACCUGGAGCAGUGGAGCCACCUAGCCAAGAGCUUCCAGGGUCUAUUGGAGGAAGGGGUGCCACUCCUGACGGGAUCACAGCUGGGGGACGACCUACAGAGUGUGGUUGAUGGGGUGAACAGCAUCCUGGCAGUGCGGGACAUGGGACUCCUGGACUUCAAUGUGCCAAUCACCUCCUUCAUCGCCAACUGGACCAAGCUGGAGGACUACCUGCUGAGUGACCUGAAGAUGGAGCCCAGUGUGGUGGAAGCCUUGUCCACCUCACACUUCAACCUCCUCUCUCUGCUGUCUCUGGAGGGAUCAUCAGUGGAGGAGGUGUUGUGUGGGGGCCACCAGAUGGAACGCUUUGUGGUGCUGCCAGCAAACACAGAUGUCACCCCUGCACAGCUCACCUCCACCCUCUGCUCCACCAAUGACACCCAGGCCCUCGCCACCUCCUUCCUCUCACACCUCACCCUCACUCCACUCAUGACGCUGCUCACCAAGUUUGGGGUCAAUGCCAGCCUGUCCUCCCAUGGCUUGAGUCUUGAGAGGUGUCUGAGUACCUGCCCACACCCUACCACCCUGCGAGCCUUCCACAACCUGUCUGACAUCCUGCUGGCCCCUCCACAGGCUGAGAAACUCGUGGACAAUCGGACGGUGGCUACCAUCGGGGACAUCACCUCACCUCAGUUCCUGGAGCGUGCUGGCCAGGCGCUGUGUGGCCGGCCCCUCAAACUGAUGCCUGACAGGUUACGACUGAAAGAAACCAAAGUGAAGAAGAGCUCCUCAUCUGAUGAAGAGCUGGAGGUGUGUGAAAGGCUGCAUAAAGACCUGCGCUCCCUGCCUGGCGGUGGGCUGCUGCUUCACUACAUUAAGCCUCUUCUCACUGGGAAAAUAUUCUUUACACCCGACAACACCAUCACUAGAGCCAUCAUUGCCAAGGCCAAUGAGACAUUCGAGGCGGUGGAUCGACAGCAACAGAACCUCAGGAAGAUGUCCCAAGAGGCGAAGGGCAUGACAAGCUCCUCCACCAAUGAGUUUGACCUGAAGCGGUUGGAGGAUGCUCUGCAGUCGCCAUGGGUGCAGGGAGCCAUGAAGGAACUGCUGCAGUCUGCCCCUUCACCUGUCUCCUCCCUGAAGCUCUCCUCCCUGCCAUCUGUCCCUUCCCUCAUGGCCAACCUGAAGGAGGCCACCCCACAGCUCUUAGAGUCCUCCGAGCUGAUCAGGGAGUUCUCUGAUGUGCUGGAGGUUGGGGUGAGCCUCAUGUCGUGCCUGCAGCUCCAGAGGUUCGUCCCGGUGAGCAAUGAGAGUCAGCUGCUGGAGGAGGCACAUGAGGCAGUGGAGAGGAAGGAGUUUCUGGCAGGUAUUGUGUUCCAGGGUGUGGGGGAGAGUGGCAGCACAGAGACCGCCCUACCAGCUGACCUCACCUACACCAUCCGAGUCGAUUAUAGCAAGAGUCCUCCAACCUUCCUUCUUGGACCAAAAUUCUGGCGUCCUGGUCCAUACUCCGACGUGGCCUUCUACAUGAGGUACCAGCAGGGCUUCGUACAGCUGCAGGAGACUCUGGAACACGCCAUUCUGAAGCUGUACCACCAGCAGGCCAAGGCAGGACAGGGGACAGCAGGAGAGAGAAGGAAGCGCUCGGUCAACUCCCCUCUGCCACUGACCGAGGAAGAGGAGGACUUGUUGUUGAACCUCCCCGUGCACACCAAGCAGCAGCCCUACCCGUGCUACACCAAGGACGACUUCUUGCAGAUGGUGAAUGAGUCGCCAGUAAUGAGCUUCAUCUUCUCGUUCCUGUCGCUGGUGCUGUUUUCCACCUUCAUCAUCCAACAGCUGGUGCAGGAACGCGAGUCACGCAACAAGCAGCUGCAAGAGGUGAUGGGACUGCGUCUGUGGCUAGACCAUUUGGUGUGGCUGCUGUGCUCACUCCUGCUGCUGCUCAUCAUCGUACUGCUGUCCACCUUCCUCCUCUCCUUCGGGGGACUCCAACCUCGGGCAGACUUUGGGCUGUUAAUGCUCUUCCUCUUCUGCUAUGGCCUCAGUGUGGUGUCCUUCUGCUACCUGGUGGCCUGCCUGAUACCAACAACAGUGCUGGCGGUGUUCACUGGGGUCAUGAUGCUGCUGGUCUUCAACAUUCCCUUUGUCUCCAUCUCUGUUAUCCAAGCCACUGUGCCCCUGAGUGCUCUUAUCUUGACUUGUCUGCUUCCCUCAACUGCGUUUGGGUUUGGCUUCCGCAUCAUCUGUCAGUAUGAGCUGGUGGAGGUGGGCGCUAACUAUGCCAACUUGUGGAUUCCGCCAACUAAAGGCUCAGAGAUGACACUGGGCCUGGCCAUCUCAAUGCUGCUCUUGGACACGCUCAUCUUCUUCAUCAUCACCGUCAUCACCAACCACUUCAGGAACGAUGCUCCACGGCAGCGGUCAGGCGAGGACGGUGCAGAGGCCACCAACAAACGCUGCAGCUUCAUGCAACACUUCUCAGGCAAACAGACUAAUGAUUUCACCCUAAACAUGUUUCCAGAGUGCCGUGUGGCCAAACUCUCCAGGGCUCCUGACCCUAAGGUGACGCCAGGCAAGGAUGAUGUGACCUCCAUAAAAAAGGAGGCAGUGCAUGUUGUUGACCUGGACCUGGGGCUGAAGCAGUCUCUCCAGAAGGGCCUGAGUAUCUCGGGACUGCGGAAGAUUUACCACCAGAGUGACAGUGAGUCGCGAGUGGCAGUGGACGGCUUGACACUGGAUCUGUAUGAGGGGCAGGUCCUUGCACUUCUGGGACACAAUGGGGCAGGGAAGACCACUAUCAUCUCAAUGUUGACACAUGAGGUGAAGCCGACCGCUGGCAAGAUUGAGGUGUAUGGUGAGGACGUCAGCACCAGGGAGGGCUGGGAGAGGGCACGCCAGAUGAUUGGACUCUGCCCCCAGGAAUCAGUGCUCUUCCCUCUCAUGACAGUUGAGGAAACGCUGGCUUACUACACGGCCCUCAAGCAGCGCCCCUCGGACCCCCACCCUCUGAUGGUGCUGGCCAACAUGGAUCUCCUGGAACACCGCCACUACAUGUCCCACCAGCUGUCAGAAGGGCUGCGGCGGCGUCUCUGCAUGGCCCUCGCCUUUGUGGGGAACUCCAAGCUGGUGGUCCUGGAUGAGCCCACCUCCGGCAUUGACCCAGCGGCACGCUCCAUCAUGUGGGAGGUGAUCAGCAACAACCGCAGCGGCCGAACCAUUCUGCUCACCACACACCAUCUGGACGAGGCUGAGACGCUGGCUGACCGUGUGGCUGUACUGCAUAAGGGACGACUCCUGUGUGUUGGCUCCCCGCUGGCCCUCAAGUCCGAGCAUGGCAUUGGCUACAGCAUCACCCUUAGUAAGUCCAACCAAGCGCCGCACUUGCCGCCCACUGACAAGACUGAUACCCUAAAUGCAUUCAAGGAGAAGUCUGCCCUCUCCUACUGUGAGCUGCCCUUGAAAGUACACAAACCCAACGAUGAAGGUUUUGGCAGCAAGGAGGAACAAGGCAAGGACAAAACCUGGGAGCUGCUCACCCAAUAUGUCCCCAACACCCGCCUGCUGGAGAGUGUCAAUGGAGAGGUGACCUAUUCUCUCCCUAUCAAUGAUGCUGCUGGCAACACUAACAGACUCCCUGAACUAUUUGGUGAGCUGGAGAGUCGUCUUGGUGAGCUGGGGUACGUGUCAAUGGAACUGCGGCCAACCAGCCUGGAGGACGUCAUCAUCACCCUCAACACCAUCAACACCUUCGAGUCCACCUCCACCCGCUCCAGCAUCAGGGUGGAGGCGCCUCUCACCUCCCAGAAAGACCUCACCACCACCUACGACUUCAGCCUGCAGCCGGCCUCAUGCUGUGUGGGGCUGCGGCGCCUCUUUGCUCUGCUGCACAAGAGGCUGCUGCACCACAGCCGUGACUGGCAUUUCUACGUACAGAUGUUCCUUCUACCGUUCCUGUUCAUCCUGCUGGCAAUGGUUGCGUCCAAGCUGCGGCCAAGCUUCAGCAAGGCCAAACCCAUCACCCUCACCUCCUCCGUCUACCCGCCCCCAGCCACCACCUUCAUCAGGACACUUGACCCGACACUUGAACCCCUGGCUGAGGAGGUGACCCGACUCUCCCUGGGGCUUGAGAACAGAGCAAGGAAUUGGUCCUCUUGUCCUGACUUUGUAGCAGACACCAACCCUGGCAUAGCAGAGUGCAGCGUCCCUGGAUCGAGUGUGCAGUCAAGCUGCCAGUGUGUGGAGGAGAGGUGUGUGGUGGAAGCGAGUGGGCAGCCGAGCCUCAAUGACUGGAUCCUCGCCACACGCACUGAGCACGUCCAGAGCAGGCACGGCGGCAUCACCCUGGGCGUGAGGGACCCAAGGGAGGGUGAAGAGGGCAGGUCGGGGGCAUUGGUCUGGUACGACAAUGCAGCCUACCACGCCCUGCCAGCCUACAUCAACCUGCUCAACAACGCUAGGCUGCAGCGGCUUGCCGGCCCUCACCACUCCAUAACUGCUAUCAACCACCCCAUCGUAUUCACCCUGCACGGGAUGUGGAGCAUGAGCAUACAACAGCACGUGGCCGACCUGGGCAUUGGCUUGCUGGUGCUGGUGGCACUGACAGUGGUGUGCUCAGCUACUGCAGGCUGUGUGGUGGCCGAGAGGGUGCGGGGUGAGAGGAGACUGCUGCACCUUGCCGGCCUGUCUAAGAAGACCUACUGGAUUGGCAGCGCGCUCUGGGAUACUGCGGUUGUGGUGCUGAACAUUGUGCUCAUCUCCAUGGUGUUCCUGGCAUUCAAGGAGCAACAGUUCAUAUGGAGGGAGAACUUGGCAGCCUUCGUUUUCCUGGCUCUUCUUUACGGACUCAGCAUCCUGCCUCUCUUCUACCUGCUGGAGGGCUGGUUCAGGACAGAAGCCUCAGCUGUCUUCUUCUUUUUCUGCUCCUUCUUUGGGGUGGGACUCAUCACCACCCUGCUGCUGGUGGUGUGUCAGGUCAUGUCCUACAUCAAGGAGGGGGAUUAUGAGAGGGCGUCAGCAGCCAUUGGGAUGAACGACACAGCAGCAGUGAUCAAGUAUGUGUUCCUGGUGUUCCCACCCUUUGCCUUCACCUGCAGCCUCAAGGACAUGGCUGCUAGCUACACCAGGGCGUCCAUCAUGGCUCGGUUCGACAUGGACCUGUACCAGUCACCGUUCACGUGGGACAGCGACCUACAGGGCGGCCUGGGGGUGUAUAUGGUGGCCCUGAGUGUGUGGGCGCUGGUGGGCUGGGUGCUGCUGCUCAUCCCACGCCCCAGACUUGUCCCUGGCCAGCUGCCUGUGGCCGAGACAGCUGAGGAGGAUCAGGAUGUGGCAGCAGAAAGAAUCAAGAUCCAGUGUGGUGGCACCUCCCUCUAUGACACCGUGCUGCGUCUGGUGGGCCUCGGUCGGGACUUCAGCAGCCCCCGCAUCACAGCAGUGGGCAACCUCUUCUUGGCUGUGCGGCGAGGCGAGUGCUUCAGUCUGCUGGGUCUGAAUGGUGCUGGCAAGACCACCACCUUCCGCUGCCUAACAGGCGACUUGCAGCCAUCCCGAGGUCAGAUCCUGGUGAAUGGCCUGCUGCUGGAGGAGGCGCUGGAGCUGCCUACGCCCAUCCUAAGCUACUGCCCACAAGGAAAUGCCCUGGACCCCAACCUCACUCCCCGGGAGGUGCUCACCAACAUGGCCAGGAUCAGGGGUGCUUCUGGCCCAAGGACAAACAAGGUGGUGCAGCAGGCCAUCAAGCAGCUGGGCCUGAGUAACGAGGCGAACACUUACGUGCGGCACCUGUCUGGUGGCAACAAGAGGAAGGUGUCGGUGGCGUUGUCGCUGCUGGGCAACCCUCUCCUGGUACUGAUGGAUGAGCCAACCACAGGCAUGGACCCAGCGUCACGGCGGCUGGUGUGGCGCGCUAUACAGAGUGUAUCGCAGGACAGCCGCUCCGUGCUGCUGACAUCACACUCCAUGGAUGAGGUGAACCAGCUUUCCCACAGGAUGGCCAUCAUGGUGAAUGGCCAGUUUGUCUGCCUCGGCUCACCGCACUACCUCAAGCACCGGCUCGGCGACAAGUACACAGUGAGGCUGAAGACAAGGGACAUUGAGGACAUGACCUAUGUGGUGGAUUACCUGCGCAGUCAUCUCAAGGAAGUACUGUUGAAGGAGCAGCAUCACCUGAGUCUGGUGGUGGAGGUGAGUCGGCAGAUGUCCCUGCAGCUCAUCUUUGACACCCUCAACGCAGCAAAGUCUUUGGGAAUCACUGAGUAUGAUGUGUCCCAAACCACUCUAAAUGAGGUGUUCCGGGUGCUGACGUCACACCAAAGCGACGGCCUUAUUCCUCUGCCUGUUAACAUUGCCCAGAGCCGAGGCAGCAUCCCCUCCCUCCUUCCUCACCACCAGCUUGCUCGGAUCAAACCUCUGGCCAAGGACAACACAUUCCAGCAUCCAUCCAUCCUUGCCCCAGUGGAGUGCAUCAAUCCUACAGCCCCAUACGGCAACUUUGAGUAUCCAUUGAAGGGGUACGAGAGAGGUGGUUCACUUCCCCCAGAGAGCAGGUCAGCCAGUGACAGCCCCGAAGAAGAGUGGACGAAACUCUGAGGUCGCGUGACUAGUGAUGCAAGACUUGUGCUGUCACCUUUGAGCCGUUGAAUAAACGAACAGUCAGGUCUUAUACAUUUUUAGUGAUCAUGUGUCACAACAGCAAUUCAAGACCAAAACUCCAUUGCAUACUCUUUUCAUUAAGUAUGACGCUAGAAAAAAAUUUAUGCUAUUAAAUGUGGAGGCACUGUGACACUGGUGAAGAAAUUUUCCUUUGAAUUACAGGAAAGACUUGUACAUCUCCCUAUAAACUACUUGUCUGAGUUGCCAGAGCAGAAAAAAACUGAAUUCAACAAAGGAAUUCAAAUUGAGGCAACAAAGGAAUUCACAAGACAAAUUAUGAGUUGUGAUUUUUUUAAGAACUUCAAGAUACAUAAGGAUCACACAUUUUGCUUUCAUCUUGUGCUGAUCUGCCUCAUGCUCAGUACAUAUUAAAUAAUGUUUAGCAGUUUGGACACUUUUAAAGGAUGGCAGAAAGCAUGGACUGUCACGACAAAAUUCCUGAAAGUGUGAUCCUGCUGUACUUGCAACUGAAGAAACUUAGCGGUCUGCAGACAGACAGGCACAAUGUGUUGGUUGUCAGUGAAUGUUUGCAGCAAACUGUGUUGUAGGUUAGUGUUUUCUUGUGUGCCUUGGAAGUGACUCAAAGCUUUGGCCUUGAGGGAACCUUCUACUUAAGAUAUAUAUGCCUUAACAUAACAACAUAAAUAAUAGGAUAACAAAGGGCCACCAGGGCCCAUCUAGGUUAUCCUGUAUCAGUCGCACAGCGACCUCGUCAUCAGUACUUAAAGAUACACUUACAAGUACACAAUACAUUAUAUACUA
This is a messenger RNA of Portunus trituberculatus (swimming crab), 15366 nucleotides long. RefSeq lists its product as uncharacterized. The coding region runs from base 556 to 14541 and encodes 4661 amino acids. NCBI's taxonomy places the organism in Eukaryota, Metazoa, Arthropoda, Malacostraca, Decapoda, Portunidae. The transcript has 96 exons. Gene Ontology annotation, molecular function: ABC-type transporter activity; ATP hydrolysis activity; ATP binding. Gene Ontology annotation, cellular component: membrane; intracellular membrane-bounded organelle. Gene Ontology annotation, biological process: transmembrane transport; lipid transport. The record is from RefSeq and is a predicted model, not a curated record.